Messenger RNA from Bubalus bubalis (water buffalo), 8033 nucleotides. It is a transcript of the gene FAM120C, whose product is annotated as family with sequence similarity 120C. Gene Ontology annotation, cellular component: nucleus. The transcript has 16 exons. The record is from RefSeq and is a predicted model, not a curated record. The coding region runs from base 167 to 3448 and encodes 1093 amino acids. Lineage: Eukaryota; Metazoa; Chordata; Mammalia; Artiodactyla; Bovidae.
UCUUCACCCCGCCCUCGUUCCCUCUCUAGCUCACCCUCCCCUCGGGAAUCCUUUCCCCGCCCCCUCGCCCCCCGCGGAGUGCGCACGCGCCCGCCCCCAGCUUCGCGCCCAGAUCGCCGCCUAGCUUGCUCGCGCAGCCGCCGUCUCAUCUGCCCACCGACGAAGCAUGGGCGUCCAGGGCUUCCAAGAGUUCCUGGAGAAGCGCUGUCCUGGGGCCGUGGUGCCCGUGGACCUCCUCAAACUCGCGCGCACGGUCUCACGCCAGCAGCAGCAGCACCAGCAUCGCCAGCUGCCGCCUACGGCAGCCCUAGCGCCCGGGGCUCCACGCGCCGCCAGGGGCUCUGCGCCUCAGCAACCGCCAUUCCCGCCCGCCGCCUUGGGCGCCUACUCCGGGGGUGCGGGGCCUACUCGGCACCAUCACCCCGCUCACCACUUCCACCAUCACGGCCAGGCGCACCCCGGCCUGCACCCGCCGCCUCCGCCGCCGCCGCCCCCUCCGCUGCCCGGGGCCCGGGUGCUUGUGGACGCGGGCUCAGCGCUGCCGCGGCUUUAUGGCGGCUACCAGACGGAUUGGGUGUGUGGCGGCCAAUGGAACGCCAUGCUGGGCUACUUGUCAGCGCUCUGUCAGGCUUGUGCCUAUCCCGGCGGCGACGGCCUGGAGCUGGUGGUCAUGUUCCCCGGGGGCCUGGGUAAGGACCGGCUGGCCGAAUGGGGCCGUCGGUGCCAGGCCGAGCGGCAGACAGCGCAACUGAUCGUGGGACACGUGGGCAACAAGGGCACCCCUCCUCCUCGGGCCUGGUUCCUGCCACCGGCCUGCCUGAGCCACUGCGUGAGGCUAGCACUCAUCCGCUUCCGGGUCAAGGUCUUUCAGAGCCUUGAAGACCACCAUUUGGAAGUGGUGGCUUUCUUCAGGGAAAAUGGCUUCCAUGGUCUUCUUGCCCAUGACUCCGAGUAUGCACUCUACAAUAUUCCAUCUUACUAUAGUUCCCAUGCUCUGAAGCUGAGCUGGAAUGGAAAGAACCUCACCACCAACCAGUUUCUGAUGCAGGAGGUGGCCAAGCAGCUAGGCCUGAAGCGGAUGAAUUUUCCCAUAUUUGCUGCACUGCUAGGUAAUCACAUUCUCCCAGAUGAGGACCUGGCUGCUUUUCACUGGAGCCUCUUGGGACCAGAACAUCCCCUUGCAUCACUUAAGGUCAGAGCUCAUCAGCUGGUUCUUCCUCCCUGUGAUGUGGUAAUCAAAGCUGUUUCUGAGUAUGUUAGUUCCAUCAAAGACCCCUCAAACCUGGAUGUGGUUGGGAAGGAUGUUUUCAAACAGUCUCAGUCCAGGACAGAAGAUAAAAUAGAACGAUUCAAGAAAGCGGUUGAGUACUAUUCAGUUACAACCAAACUCUCUUCACUGCCAGUGGGGCCCUCCUUUCUAGGUUUUCGAAAUAAUCGCCUUGGAAAUCCUCCCAUUCCACGAAAUCAAAUGGGCACUCUCUCUGCUGGGAAGCCAAUGUUUUCUCACCACGUGCCCCAGAAAAUGAAAUAUCCACCACCAUUCCCAGUGGGACCCAACUCCUCUCUUCUCUUCUCCCCCCAUGCUUUGGGGGAAUCCCAUGCUUUUUCUGAGGAUUCCAUGCUGCAGGACAGCCCCUUUGCCAAUUGGGCUAUCUCUUAUGAUUCCUCUGCAUCCCAGUUUCCCAAUUACCUGACUUCCAAAGCCUCAACUCCUUUGGGACCAGACUCUUCCCACUCCUCUUCCUCGGAUGGUGAUGAGCCAGAAGGAGCCAGCUCUGAUCGCAUCACAGAAACACUUCAGCAGCAGCCUGGAUGGGAGGAUCCAAAUAGUGACAGAGGGUCUUGGGUAGAGCCCAUUGAUGCUGGAGUUUCAAAUGCCAGCCUGGGUGAUGGUGAGCCCCACAUCCCAUCUCUGCUGUCUAUGUCUACAAGGAACCAUAUGGACAUCACCAUUCCACCCUUACCUCCAGUAGCUCCAGAAGUCUUGCGGGUUGCUGAACACAGACAUCGAAGGGGUCUUAUGUACCCAUAUAUCUACCAUGUCCUCACUAAGGGUGAGAUUAAGAUUCCUGUAUGUAUUGAAGAUGAGUGUAACAUGGAGCUUCCUCCAGCUGCCAUCCUGUUCCGGUCAGCUCGUCAAUAUGUAUACGGGGUUCUUUUCAGUCUGGCAGAGACACAGCGGAAAAUGGAACGCCUGGCCAUACGGCGGCGGCUACCUGUAGAAGUUCCUUCAGUGAUUCUUAAAGAGUGGUCUGCCUAUAAAGGGAAGUCACCUCAAACCCCAGAGCUGGUGUCUGCACUGACAUUUCGGGAAUGGACUUGCCCAAACCUCAAGAAGCUCUGGCUAGGCAAAGCAGUUGAGGACAAAAACAGAAGGAUGCGUGCUUUCCUGGCCUGUAUGAAGUCAGACACACCCAGUAUGCUCAAUCCAGCUAACGUCCCCACCCAUCUGCUGCUCAUGUGCUGUGUACUCCGAUACAUGGUUCAAUGGCCUGGUGGCCGAAUCCUGCAUCGCCAUGAGCUAGACACCUUCCUGGCACAGGCAGUUUCUACUCAACUUUAUGAACCAGAUCAACUUCAAGAACUCAAGAUUGAGAAACUGGAUGCUCGAGGGAUCCAGCUUGCUGCCCUCUUCAUGAGCGGAGUUGAUACAGCCCUGUUUGCCAAUGAUGCCUGUGGCCAGCCAGUUCCUUGGGAACAUUGCUGCCCCUGGAUUUACUUUGAUGGCAAGCUGUUCCAGAGCAAGCUAAUUAAAGCAGGCCGAGAGAGAGUAUCCCUAGUUGAGCUCUGCGAUGGCCAGGCUGACCUGGCAACCAAAGUGGAGAAGAUGAGACAGAGCAUACUUGAAGGAGUCAACAUGAACCAUCCACCGCCUUCUCUGCUUCCAUCACCUACCUUCGUGCCUCCCAUGGUGCCCUCUCUCUACCCUGUUUCACUUUACCCCCGAGCCAUGGGCCCAAUGCCACCUCCCCCUCAAGGAAGGAGCCGGGGGUUUGCAGGACUCCAUCCAAUCCCACCCCAAGGAGGAAAACUGGAGAUUGCUGGGAUGGUUGUGGGCCAGUGGGCUGGCAGCAGAUCCUCCAGGGGGCGAGGCUCCUUUGGCAUGCAAGUGGUUUCUGUCGGUGGGCCAGGAAAGGGGCAUGGAAAAGAACAGACUGGUAGAGGAGCCAAAGGACACAAAAAAGGAAAUAAACAAAGCUCUUCAGAUGGAGUUUCUAAAUCCCUGGAGCCUCAACAAGGUCGGUCUAGCUCACAGGUAGAUGGAAACAGUGGCACAUUGAUCAAGGAAGAGAAGAAUGAUCAUCUUCCAGCUCCAUCACAGUGUGCCUUAUCCAGAGACAACAGUGUGUGUAAUAACGGUAACCGGUACUUCCCUGGGAAGAAUGGCGAGAAGAACCACUUACAAGAGCAAAAGCUAGGAACUGUGACACAACAGAAAGAGGAGUAACAAGCAAGAAGAUGGCAUCAGCAGAUCAGGAAGAGGGGAAAACCUAUACUUCUCUGAUUGUAGGCCUAAGUUAGAGGAGGACAUGAAAUGCUUAUCCUAGUUUUGUUCAGGAUUUUGAUGGGGGUGUUCUUUGGUAUCCAUCUUUUCCCCUUCCCUGUCUUUUUCUGGGCUUACAGACUCAGCAGUCUGUUUAUAGAGAAGCUCUGAUCAAAUAUGAAUGACAACAAAUUGAAUAUAUAGUGCCAAUAUUGUCUUUACCUCCCCUGGGAGGCUAUUAAGGCACAGACUAUUGGGUAUCAUCACGUAAGGACCUACAGAAAAGGUCUAGCUUUGGUUUUCUGAGUCUUUAUUAUGAUGUUCAUUUACAAAACCCAUGGGAUGGUGGAUACAGCUACCUAUGGCUUCCUAACUUGGUUUUUUCUUUAUGAACUGGUAGGGCCUUCAUAUAUAAUCAGUAUCCACAUCCUUCUAACUCUUUUCCCCACUCACCUAUGCCAGGGAUUUGUACUACCGCCUCUAGCUCUGGCCUGACAAUCAGAUAGGUAGAUGUUUUCAGGGAAGUGAGGUAGUAUUGGUUAUUUUUUUUUAUUCUUUUUUUAAUUUUAUACACUUAAAAUAACUACCAAUGGCCUUUGUACUGGGGGAUUCAAGUGAGUCGAAAAAGUACUGGGCAGAUUUUUCCUGCCUCUGAACUAAAGCAUUAUUUGUAAAAUAGAAGAUGUGGUGCAGUUCACCCACUCCCUGCAAGGGUGGGAAUCGAUGUAAUUAAAUGAUGUUCUAAAGGGAACUCAAAAGACUGUGUGCGUGCGUGCGUGUGUGUGUGUGUGUGUCUGUCUGUAUUCGGAUGUUUGGGUGUAUGUAUAUAUGAAUGUGUGUAUCUAUAUGCAUACACAUACCCUUUAUAUAAAGAGACAGAUCUAUUUAUCUAUAUAUAUUUUAUAUAUAUAUAUAUAAAUAUAUGUGUAUGUAUGUAUAUAUAAAUAUAUAUAUGUUGUGUGUAUAUAUAUAUAUAUAUAUAUAUAUGCACACACAUACAUACAUGAUGAUGUCCCAGAAGAUUUACUGAAUUUCCCAGAAAUGCUUCCACUGCUAUGGAGUGGUGGGUUUCAGAAGACCACAUUUUAGAAAUCCUUACUAAGUCAUAGCCCAUCACAAUUACAAGAAGAUGGGCUUCUCUAAGCAGACAAAAAGUACUUUCCAGAGAUUGCCUGUUCAGAACAACAAACAGUUGGAUUGUUACAAGCUUAAUCUUGAUCAGAGUCCUCACAUCCCCUAUGGUAAAAACAGGAGAUUGGAGUAGGAUUGGGAAGAGUUGGGCAUUUUCUUAUGAAGGAGCAGCCUGGUUGGGAGAGAAAAGGGGGGUGGAAGGUAAUUACCAGGGCUUGCAGCCAGUUUGGGGAAAUCUUAUCUGAAACUCUAGCAUCAAACUGGCCUUAGGCUAGAAUUGAUUGCCAUGAAUCCCUGAAGGACAGUGGGUAGGGAAGUGUGAGGAAAUCGACAAUUUGAUUUUAUAUGCCUAGAUUGUUUCAUUUAUUCAUUGACAUUUUGACUACUGGAUCUUUUCAUUUGCUUUGCAAGGAAGACUUUAGAGGACUCUGGCCUGGGCCAACAGGGGUGUUCUAUGAAAGGUUCCCGGCCCCCAGGUAAGAUCAGAAUCUGCCCAGGACAAAGAGUCUGUUACUCUUUGCCAGAAAUACUCUUGAGACAACCUUGCACUUCCAGUUUCCCUCCUCAGCAGCCUAAGUAUAAGGGAUGGGAACAUGACUUGCAACAGAUUAGCAUGUGUAUUCAUUCAGGAAUUGAGGCUUCUAGCCUCAUACACCUCCUUUUGGGCUUUGUAAUAUUCUUGCCCAAGAAGUACCAUUUCUACAGGAACACAACUGACUAGACUUCUAGCAGGGUCCUCUCUCUUUUUGAAAAACCUCAUGCGCCUUAACCCAGAGCAGGUCCUUGGUGACAUUUUUCCAGACAACCAGAAAGGUGUUUGCUUACUGCCCACUUACAGUAAGUGUAUCAUCAUGAAAGAUUAAAGAUGUCUCAGACUGUUUUAUCCUAGUCUGGCCCAGUUUAAGGGAACCCACAGUUUGCAGAGGUGGGGAGGUCUAGAAUGCCUCUUCCCCUACCCAGACACUUCUUACAUAAGCCAGAGCAGGAUGACAAGAAUGCAUACCCAGGCAAAUGCAACCAGUGAUAAAGUGUACAAAAGCUUCCUCUAUGGAAUUGGCUCCCCUAGUUUUCCCCGCUCUUCUCCUAGCCUGCCCAGCCUUUCACAACAUCUUGAUGGUUAGGACUUCUAUUUCCAGCAAGAGAAGGAUUUAAUAGCGAACUUACAUGACUUGGAAAUUUCUUUCUGGAACCACAGAGGGAGGAAUCCUUUGGAGCUCUAAAGGUAACCAGAAUCACCGAGCUAUGUUAACUAGCUAGCUAGCUCCAUUUUCUAUUAGGAACUACUUGGAGUUAUAUGGAAAGGUAUUUUCUUCAGUUGCUGUUUCUGUGAAUCUUGAAUCUAUUUGAUAUGAUCAAAUGACAGUAUUGUUAACUCUCACAGCAUUAAGAAGAUAUAUUAUUUUGUAGGCAUUCACUGUGAGAAGUAAAACUGCUAUUUGACAGGGAUGAGUCCAGUUUGCCAAAAGGCUUGCUUUUCUCCCUUCCACACACCUCCACUUUCUCCUAGCCUGGCCCAGGAUGAAACAAGUGACUCACUUCCAACUUUGAUUUUUAUUUAGAUUCAGAAUUUUGGGUUUGUAAGGUUACAAGAAAGAACUAUAAAGGGCCAUAGUCCUAUAUUUUAUCUGCCAAGACAUAUAAUUUAGAAGUCAGAAAGACUAAGGUUUAUCACUGGAAGAUUAACUUUUUCUAGUUUCAAGAUCAACUUUUUCUAAUUUCUUUCAAAUAAGGGAACUGAGUCUGCUCUUUGUUGUGAGUACCACUUGAAGAGACUGUCAUCCUUCAUUUAAGGUUCAAUUUCUGACUAUAAUGUGGCCUUUCUUGAACAAAGUCAUACAUCAUUUAGGAACCCCCAGGAAUGACCCCUUUACUUUGUAGGGCCAUAAGCAAAAGCACCCUGGAUAUAUACAGCCACAGAUCCUCAAGGACUUGCAGUUCUUGAUUUCUGCUGGUGUAUCUUGGGGUCAGCCUAUAACUCCCACCCUUAUUCAGUGGCCAGUCUAGUCUGGACCAGGCCUGAUAAAACUUCUGCUCACUUGUACCAUUUUCAUUCUAGCCAGUAGGACUUUGGGUAGAUUUUAAAACCCAAGAAAUGGCACUUGCUUUGGCUAGUGACAUUUGAUUUUUGUCUGCAUCUUGAUUUCCUGGCAUCGUUGGCCAAGUCACAUUAACUUGUUUUAAUCACUGAGAAAAACAGUCAUGUAAGGCAUUAGAGAGGGUGGUUAAGAAGGGGCUUGGGGAAAGAACGUUUAUGUAGGGUAGAAACAAUGUGGAAGUAACUGCUUGGCUAUAGAGAUCCAGUCCACUGGAACCUUAGAAGGCUUCUGUAAGCAUGUCAGUGCUACCCUUUCAGCCUUGAAGACUCCCCACCCCACAUUGAAAUGACAGUACAAGUAGACCACAGUUUAAGUAGUUAGUUAAUUCUACUAAGGUUUAAUCAUUUUACUUGUUCAGUUCCUAAUGCAUAUUUCCCAAAUAUGCUUGGGGUUUCGGGGGGUAAGUUCUCACUAUUCCAUUGUGUGUCACCCUAUAUUUUUCUCCCUCUUGUGACUUUGGCACCUUCUUUUAUUUGACUUUCCAUUUUCUUUUCCCUUAGCUUAUUACUAUAGUCUGCUGGUGCAGGUAGAGCUCAGUGUACCUAUUUCCCUAUUACUGCUAAUUAUCUUCAGGAUUGUCAGAGGUUAUUUUGCUGUUCUAAGAAAAGAACUUCAUAUUUUUUUUACAAAACAUUUUUUCCAAGGUAAAAGCAAAAUAAAAUACCCCCUGUGCUAGGGUGCCCACUGCAGCUUUUGACAUUGCCCUUGUACUUUUUUAUAGAUGCUCUCUUUGUCCGUGUUGGUAGUAACUGAUGACUAGUGGAUUUUCAUGUAAAUGAAACAAAUUACAUAUUUCAGUUUUUAUUAAUUGUUCAUAACCCCGCCAAAGCUGAUGAAUUCAUUUUAGUUACUUCCCAGAAGAUACUUCCUCAUCCACCUUUUAUUUUAUUCUAUUCUAUUUCUAGAAUAACAUACUAGGUAAAGAAACUUUAACUACAAGGAUUCAUUGAUUUUUAGUGCUCCCUGAUAAAUGAUGUUAUUGACAAAAGUAAAAUCUUUCAUUGUUUUUUCCUGUGUUAAUCUCUCUUUUCCUGUGCUCUUGACAGUGUGUUUAGUGGAUGGAUAAUAUGUAUUUCUCUUCCAAAUUCCCUGCCUUUUUGGCCCACCUCACCACAAAAGCUCCAUAGUUUAUUAAUGUAAGUUUGAAUGGAUGCUUCUUAGGGGAAACUGCAGGAGUUAAGGAAAGUGUUUCAGAAAGGAAUGAAAAUGUCUCAGGAGUUGUUCUGUGAUGGAAAUUGGUCUGGUGUUCUGUUAAUGCUGAUGGAAAGAAACUUACAGUGCUUAAUAAAAGUCUAUUCUUUCAGUUAAAAAAUGUGAAAUAA